This is a messenger RNA of Beta vulgaris subsp. vulgaris (sugar beet), 1684 nucleotides long. Its product is annotated as ent-kaurenoic acid oxidase 2. The record is from RefSeq and is a predicted model, not a curated record. Lineage: Eukaryota; Viridiplantae; Streptophyta; Magnoliopsida; Caryophyllales; Amaranthaceae. Gene Ontology annotation, molecular function: ent-kaurenoic acid monooxygenase activity; iron ion binding; heme binding. Gene Ontology annotation, biological process: brassinosteroid biosynthetic process; multicellular organism development; brassinosteroid homeostasis. The transcript has 8 exons. Bases 1 to 1494 code for a protein of 497 amino acids. Gene Ontology annotation, cellular component: endoplasmic reticulum.
AUGGAGAUAAGUUGCUCAGUUUGGAUGGUGUUAAGUGUUAUAUUGGGUGGUUUAUUGGCAUUUUACGGGAUACUUAAAAAUGGAAAUGAGUUGUUUUAUGUAAGGAGAUUAGGCAAGAUGAGACAUUUGCUUCCUCCGGGUGAUAUGGGAUGGCCAUUCAUUGGCACUCAAUUAUCUUUUCUUAAAGCCUUCAAAUCUGGUGAUCCUGAUUCUUUCAUCUCCAACUUUGCUUCAAGAUUUGGAGCAACAGGAAUAUACAGAGCAGUAAUGUUUGGAAAACCAUGUGUUAUAGUCACAACACCCGAGUCUUGCAAGAGAGUCUUAUCAGAUGAUGCAACUUUUGGACCUGGUUUCCCUGAAUCAAUCACCAAACUUAUGGGUAAAAAGGCAUUCCAUGGAAUCUCUCAAGAAGAACACAAGCGCCUUCGAAGGCUGACAACAGCUGCCCUUAGUGGUCAAGAAGCAUUGUCCAUUUACCUUAAACACAUCGAAGAAAUCGUGAAGACCUCAUUGGAGGAAUGGUCUAUCAUGUCAAAACCAAUUCAGUUCUUGACUGAGAUGAGGAAGAUUGCUUUCAAAGUGAUUAUGUAUGUUAUGGUGGGUGAGACGAGUACUGAUCAUGUCAUCAUGGAGGCCUUAGAGAGGGAGUAUACAACUCUUAAUCAUGGACUCAAGUCCAUGGCUAUUGACCUUCCUGGCUUUGCCUAUCACAAUGCUCUUAAGGCUAGGAAGAGCUUGCAGAAGAUAUUUCAGGGAGUCGUAGAUGAAAGAAGGCUAGGAAAAUUGGUACAUAAGAAAGAAGAAAAGAAGGAUAUGUUGGAUGUGCUAAUGGGUAAUGAAGAUGAAAAUGGGGGUAAAUUAAGUGAUGAGGAGAUUGUAGAUUUAAUCAUCAUGUUCUUGAAUGCUGGACAUGAAUCUUCUGGUCACGCAGCUAUGUGGGCAGUUGUGCUCUUACAAGACCACCCUGAGGUCUUCCAAAAAGCUAAGGAAGAGCAGGAAAACAUUGUAAACAAGCGAGGGCCUAAUCAGAAAGGACUGACAUUAAAAGAGACCAGACAAAUGGAGUAUUUAUCCAAGGUCAUUGAUGAGACACUACGCGUUGUGAAUAUAUCAUUCACCCUUUUUCGAGAGGCAACCAAAGAUGUUAACAUCAAUGGUUUUAUUGUACCUAAAGGAUGGAGGAUAUUGCCCUGGCUAAGAAGUGCUCAUCGAGAUUCAGACAAGUACCUAAAUUCUAAAGAAUUUAAUCCUGCAAGAUGGGAUGAUCCAAAAACAAGAGCAAAUUUCAUACCUUUCGGAGCAGGAAGUAGAAUGUGUCCUGGCCGCGAUUUAGCUAGACUUGAAGUCUAUACCUUCCUUCAUUACUUCCUCCUCGACUACAAGUUAGAAAGGAUUAAUCCUGGAUGUCCUGUAAGAUACUUACCUAUUUCAAGGCCUAUCGAUAAUUGUCUCGCCAAAGUUACAAGGGUGUCAUACUCAACCUGUGCUAUAUAGCACCUAGUAGCUUAUAUGGAGGAAUGGCUUAGUAUUUUAUGCUCUAUCUUUCUCCUCCCAAGUCCCAAAUCUUCUAUCAUGAAAUAUACUGUACCAUGAAAUUAUUGUUGAAUGAAACAUGUUUGCAAGUGUAAUAUUGAUAUGUUUAAGCAACAUUUUCUAGUUUCUUUGAAGUUUGUUUGUAUUUCCU